AUGGCUAGUGGAUUCUGGUUCGUCGAAAUGACUGAACGAGCAAAACUGAUCUCAGCGUUUGUCACACCGUUUGGCUUGUUCGAGUGGCUGCGAAUGCCUUUUGGGCUCAAGAACGCGCCCCAGAUCUACCAACUUCUGGUUGACAAUGCGUUGUAUGGAUAUCUCACGAUCGGCCAGAGAUCAUCUUCUGAUGGCCCGAUCGACGUGUUCACAGAUGGAGAACCUGAGACAGAUCGACGACCCUCUGUACUGGGACGCCGAUCUUAA
Messenger RNA from Peronospora matthiolae, 267 nucleotides. Lineage: Eukaryota; Oomycota; Peronosporomycetes; Peronosporales; Peronosporaceae. The record is from the annotation of a GenBank genome assembly.